Molecule: messenger RNA, 669 nt
Organism: Eutrema salsugineum
Lineage: Eukaryota; Viridiplantae; Streptophyta; Magnoliopsida; Brassicales; Brassicaceae
Product: non-specific lipid transfer protein-like 1
Exons: 3
Coding region: 1-669 (222 amino acids)
Source: RefSeq, a predicted model, not a curated record
AUGGCCGCCAAAAUCACCACCGUCGUGUUCAUCCUCAUACUUUCGAUCACCUUCUCUUCCUCCUCCGCCGUGGACGCGACUACGCAGGCACCAUCUUCUUCACCGGUUCUGACCUGUACGGAGGAGCUGGUUAUGUUCUCUCCGUGCCUUCCUUUCGUCUCCGCUCCGCCGAACAACAUGUCAGAGACGCCGAAUCAACUCUGCUGCUCGGUUUUCUCAUCUUCUGUUCAUUCCAGCGCCGGAAACUGCCUCUGUUAUCUUCUCCGGCAGCCGAUGAUCCUCGGAUUCCCGUUGGAUAGAUCUAGAUUGCUUUCUCUUUCCCAGAUGUGUAUCGAUCGGAGCUCCAACGACGAAUAUUUCGAGUCUCGCUGUUCGCCAUCAGAGUCGCCUGAGCUUCCGCCGCUUCAGAGUAUCCAGUUCAAAUCUCCGUUUGUUCCUGGUGAUCGAGUUUCUGCUUCUCCUCAAUCCUCCGUCGGAUUAGCACCGGAAACCGUCGGGAAUUCACCAAUCUCCGAUCAAUUCUCACCAGAAGAAACAGCUUCCUUGUCAUCACCACCAUCACCACUUCCACAAUCCAUCUCCAACGACUCUCAAAACACCAGAAACUUCUUGUUUCUAUUGACCAUCAUCAUGACUUUAGCCACGUCUAUCUUCCUCACUCGCAUCUGA